AUGAGCGAAUUAUAUGCGAAGGUUUACAAUUUCAUAGUAACAGCCGAAGAAGAAAAUAUAAACGCCUCCACUGUUAUCUACCAAGCGUUGAAUGAAGAACCAUGGAUUCCAAAGGAAGAAAUAAGGGGGUUGGUUCACCGAGCAAUUUCAUCGGCAUUGAAUCUAUACGCUCAAGGUUCCACUCAACAACAAAAAAUUUCACAAAUACCUCUACAAUCAUUCCUAUUUAGCCCGUGUACAGGAUUUAAUCCUGGGAACAUGAGGAGGUUAGUGUCAGCGUGUGGGCCCCACGAGGGCAUUAGCUUUGCCUGCGACAUACUGACAGCGCGCGCGUUAGCUGGGAUGUUUGAGGUGGCAUAUGAAGGGGUCUGUGGCUUACUCAACAUUGGGGCACUAAAAGUAAGCAAAGAGAAACCUAUCACUUUGGAGCAAAUUGACGCUAAUCUUAAAAAGUUGAAGUUGAAACUAACGAGAGAUUCGUCGACGCUUGCACGAGAGUUAACUCUAGGUCUAAGAAAUGUGACGGCUUCCAGCCUCGAAUGGAGUGAUCCACUUGCCAACCAGAUAAUUGAUGAUAGUUCCGAUCUAGUGAAUCAUCUUCCACCUCCUAUGAAAAAAACAUUCUUGAAACCCGCACGGCGAAUGGUACCCCCCAAUUUACCAAUAAUUCGAGAGAUGUGUAGAGAAUUUGUGACAGGCUUUGAUCGACACCAGACAGAAGACAUACCGAGAUUAUUAAAACAUGAUGUAAGUUGGAAAGAAUCGGUGGAAGUUCUCAAAGAAGUUACAAAAGAAAUUCUCAGUACAGUAAAAGAUAUCUGGAACAACCCUGCUUUUGGACCUAAUUUUGUCGAUUCAUUGAACGAAGGUACCUACAUAUCAAAUGUGGUGGUACCAUUGAUUCGUGCAACAUUGAAAAACCUCCCUUUUGGGAAGUCCUCGUUUAUUAGCACAUACGAACGUCAAAGUAUUGCUAGUAAGGAUAGAAGGGGUGUAGGCAAAACAGGCAGGCGACCAGAUAUAAUGUUUGAAGUUCAUCGUGAGGGAAAAGUUUAUGAACUUUUAUAUGGCGAAUGUUCACGUAUAUUCUGCACCCCGCAAAAGGAACUAGAUGAUAAAAUAAAAUUAUGGCGGGAGGUAAACGAUGGAUUAUACUGGGUUCGUAAAGGGUGUAAACCAGAAAAAGAGCAGUUCGGAAUUAUUGGAAUUCAGGUCGCAGGGCGUAAAUUACACCUGAGUGUUAUUACAAGAGGUGUUGACGAAAUUCAUCGUUUUUACAAUUUACACUCGGCUGAAAUCCCAGUGAACCCAAUGGGAGAUUAUGAUUUAAUAAAUUUUAUAAAGACUCUGUUGACUCUACGGAAUAUGAUUAUCGUUAACAUGUCUUUAUUAUUCCAUGCAUCCACCUCUAUAUCACAUAGACAGGAAGAUAGUUCGACAGUAUCAUCACCUCUAUAUGACAAUUAG
This is a messenger RNA of Acaulospora morrowiae, 1467 nucleotides long. The record is from the annotation of a GenBank genome assembly. Lineage: Eukaryota; Fungi; Glomeromycota; Glomeromycetes; Diversisporales; Acaulosporaceae.